AUGCCGCAGGCGGGCGGCCACCCGGGCUCCCGGGGCACGGCGCUGCUGGCCCUGUCGCUGGCCCUGGCAGGGUCCCUGGGCGGCGGGCAGCACUACGACUACUACGGGUGGCAGCCCGAGAGCCUGCCCCACGGGCGCUUCUACGGGCGGGAGCCGCAGUGCCUCGACAUCCCGGCCGACAUGCAGCUCUGCCGCGACGUGGGCUACAAGCGCAUGCGGCUGCCCAACCUGCUGGAGCACGAGACCAUGGCCGAAGCCAAGCAGCAGGCCGGCAGCUGGGUGCCCCUGCUCGCCAAGCAGUGCCACACCGACACCCAGCUCUUCCUCUGCUCCCUCUUCGCCCCCGUGUGCCUCGACCGGCCCGUCUACCCCUGCCGCUCCCUCUGUGAGGUGGUCCGUGACUCCUGUGCCCCUGUCAUGGAGUCCUACGGCUUCCCCUGGCCUGAGAUGCUGCACUGUAGCAAGUUCCCCUCUGACCACGAGCUCUGCAUUGCCGUCCAGUUCGGUAACAGCAAAGCCACGCCGCCACCAGUGUCCAAGAUCUGCACCCAGUGUGAGAUGGAGCACAAGGCGGACGGCAUGAUGGAGCAGAUGUGCUCCAGUGACUUUGUGGUGAAAAUGCGCAUCAAGGAGAUGACGGAGGAGAACGGGGAACGGCGGCUGGUGGCUGCCCAGAAGAAGAAGGUGCUGAAACUGGGCCCGCUGAAGCGCAAGGACACCAAGAAGAUGGUGCUGCACAUGAGGAACGCGGGUUCCUGCCCCUGCCCCCAGCUUGACAGCCUCAGUGGCAGCUUCCUGGUCAUGGGCCGCAAGGUGGGCGGCCGCCUGCUCCUCCUGGCCAUCUACCCCUGGCAGAAGCACAACAAGGAGAUGAAGUUUGCAGUCAAGUUCAUGUUCUCCUACCCUUGCCCGCUCUACCACCCCCUGCUCUAUGGGGCUGGGCAGCAUUAGGGCUUUGCCCACCCUGCCCUUUCCCAGAACUCCUGCACUGGCCCAGCAUCCCAUCCCCGGCUUCCCUGGCUGCACCCCAGGACCUCAGCUCUGCUCACCUCAGCUCCUUGGUUGUGCCCCAGAACCCAGCUCUGCACCUGCAGGAUUCCCUGCUGUGUUUGUGGGAGCCCUGAUCCACAGCCAGGACCCCUGCCUCCUCCUGAGAGCCCUGCUCUGCCCCCCUGGGACCCGUGUUCUGCUCCAAGGAUCCCCAUCCCCACCCAGGAGCUUAGUUUGGACCCAGGACCCUUGUUCUGCAUGCUUGUAAGCCCUGGUCUGCACCGGAGACCCUUGUCUACUCCCAGGUUCCCUGCCCAUAAGCCCAGAGACCCUUGCUUUCAUUUAGAAUCCCUGCUUGGCCCUCUUGGCUGCACCUGGGACCCCUACCCUGCACCUGUGUCCUUUGCCCAGCUCCCUCAUGAUACGCUGCAGACCCUCAGACACCAAAUACAUCCCAUGCCCUCACCUGGAGCUCACAUCCAGGAUUAUCUCACCGUCACAGAGACCCAGCCCAGGAAGGUCCCUCUAGCCCCUCUGCUCCCACAGAUUGACCCCUCAAGUGCCCAGAGCAGCACAAACCCUUCCUGGGCUCUCACACUCCCAUGACACAUGGCCCAGUGUGUGAGGGAAGCCCCCUCCAAGCAUCCCAGACCAUCUCUGUUGCAUCCCUCACACACACCCCUGCUGUGACCCAGCCAUGCACCCCCUGCCCAUCAACACCACAGUAAAUUAUUCCACUCAGUGAAGUGUGUGUGCGACUCACUGCAGUUCACGGGUAAGAGCCCCUUGGGAUUCCCUCAGGGACCCCAGAAGAAUGUGAAGGGGGUCCCAGUCCUGCCCACUGAGUGAGGCAGCCUGAGGGAGCGAGGUCACCUCAGGAUCUGGCUCUAGCCUCACUCCAGGUGCCGUGCCCAGAGCCCGAACCUGGGCAGUCCAGCCAAGCCAAGGGAUGCAAUUCCAAGUGGUCACAGGCAUUCCUGGAGACUCAGGCACCCCUGCCACUCCAGGGAGCCUGGGAGGUCAUUGAGAUGACUAGGAUGGGGGGACAGGGCCCCACAGCUGGGUUUGGCAGGGGUUUACCAGGGAAGUUUCUUCGUUUGUCACCCUUGGGGAUAAAUCCACGGUCUGGGAGCUCACAGCACUUUGUGAGAAGCCUGGCACUGAGUACCAUAGGGGCAGAUACUGGAGCAGGCAGCCUCCUACCCUGUCCUCCCCACAUCUGAAAGUCCUCUCUGCAGCUCCCUGCCAGCCCUGCUUGGCUGCCAGACCUCCCAUGCCACAGCUUCUGGCCUCCUCCAAAAAGAUUCCUAGGGCCACCCACCUGCACUAGCCAGGAGCCUCCCAAAAGCCCAAGGACCAGGACCGUCCUCAGCUCAGCCCCUGUGAUGGCAGCAGUCCCUUAGCUCAGCUCCACUCCCCCAGCUGCCCCCCAGUCCCAGCUGGCAAGAGGGCAGCCUGAACGACCCAGUCGUGUUUGCCCAGUGCAUACCUGUGUCCACCUGUCCCAAAGGGUGAGGCGAGCCCGAAGGUGGCCUCCAGGAUAUUCACCCAGUGCCUGGCUGCCUGACACUGUGUCUUCUCUUCGGAGCUGGCUCGACCUCAGGGAGCCUCCCGGGACAAAAAGGAAAUCGCGGCUCCAGGAUGUCUGCACCCACCCCCUUCUGGCUGACAAGAGCACUGUGCACCUGCCCUGCUCUGGAGUGACCUCUUCUCCUUCGGCCCUCCUUGGGCAUGGCCUUGGCCCCACUAGUCAGCCUCCAGAGCCCCAGAUCUCCCGCUCUGACCAGGGAGAGGUGCCUGUGCCCCUGCCCCACAGCCAGCCAGGAAUAUGGGGCAGGCAGCUGCUGCCUCAGCCUCGCACCAGAAGUGGGCAUUCCUCCCCAGCCACUCAGAAAAAAAAAAAUAGGGAAAAAAUUCAAUUAU
Molecule: messenger RNA, 2913 nt
Organism: Hirundo rustica (Barn swallow)
Lineage: Eukaryota; Metazoa; Chordata; Aves; Passeriformes; Hirundinidae
Gene: SFRP5
Product: secreted frizzled related protein 5
Exons: 3
Coding region: 1-951 (316 amino acids)
Biological process (GO): negative regulation of canonical Wnt signaling pathway; canonical Wnt signaling pathway; non-canonical Wnt signaling pathway
Molecular function (GO): Wnt-protein binding
Source: RefSeq, a predicted model, not a curated record